GGUUGGUUCCGUCUGUAAGUGCCGGGUUGCAGGUCUAAACAGGUGGUUGGGUGUACUUCUCCCCGCACUAGUAGGUAAUUGACCUGGGUUGCACCUUCAGGUGACCGACUGUAGUUGUGGUAACAAACUGAAGAAAAAUUCCCACUUGCUUGUAACAUUUACACAUCGACUUGGAGUUACACGACAGGUGUGAAGAAGACUCAAGACAGGUGCCAGGACAGGUGUAUCGGCGGCCAGGUAACAGAUGCCCGCCUUCUAGACGUUUUGCUGCUAAGGUGACAGACUUAAUAAAGACGUCUCGAGAUGCCGUGGCCGCCGACAGCGAUGGAGUCUCCUCCCAAGUACCACACGAACCGGAAGGAGAGGGUGACGACCCGGAAGGUGUUACACGGCAUCCUCACCAGGACAGGUACCGCCGCGGUGCGCCAGUUCCUCCUGCGGAACCUGCCUCCCGCCCCGUCCGGCUCGCUGGAGCUGUCCGAUGUGCUGAUCAGCAAGAAGCCGCUGCUGUCCCGCCUGCUGCACGGCACGGCCGGACAGCCCAAGGCGCUCAGGCCGUACCAGUACAAGAUGCUGUUUCCUGCCAUGGGCGAGCCUGAUAUAGGAUUGUGGGAUAUCCCCACCAUGUACGCGCUGAUCCGGUACCUCUGUGACGUCAAACCUCCGCACUGGCUCGGCUGGGAGCGCUUUCCGGACAAGCACGACACGCAACCGGUACAUGACGUCAUCCGGAUCCGGUUCCUACACCGCGCCAUGUUCUCAGAGACCCACGGCCGGAUUCCGGAAGAGAAGCUCAACUCCUAUUGGUCGUGUCUGAAGACGGUCCUGGAGAGACUGGCCAACUAUUACGGGAAGAGCUUCUCGGACGAGGUCCUGUUCGGGAUACAGAGCCUGAGUAGACCGACCAGCACCGUGGUGAGCAGUACUCGGUCAUCCGUACCCUUCGCGCCAAGGAGGCUGCAGUCCCGACCACAAUCGGCAGGGGCGACGUCUAGGACGAAAGAUACAGCCAUGACCAGUGUGAUCAGCACGCCCGACCUGCAGACCCCUGGGAGUUUAGACGCACGGGAACACUCGUCGUUCCUGGAUCUCGUCCGUUCGGGAGACACCGACUUCUCCGUCGGGCAGCUGGACGGCGCCGAGGGGCACUUCGCCUCGGCCCUCCGCGUGGUCCACCGCCGGGACGACGCCGUCUCCCUCACCCAGCAGGCCGCCUGCCUCGAGAAGCUGGGCCUGGUUCACCUGCAGCGCGCGAGGGGCACGCGCCACCCCCGAGACUACAAGACCGCCGUGGCCUUAUACAACGCGGCCGUGGCGCGAGGCAAGGAACUACCCGCUCGUGAGCUCAUGAACAAGCUCAUCCAGUGUCUGGACAUGGCCCUGAAGGCUGUAGCGGUAGAGAUGGCCGGAGCCAGGACUCAAGGUGCAAUAGACAAGCUAACGUACUCCGCAGACUUACCUCACAAAAGGACGGUCCAGAGUCUGAGGAACUAUGCCAUGGAGAGAAUGCAGUACCUAGAGAGUAGAUACACCUACACGGUCUCGUCAGACCAGGACCCCUUCAGGUCACUCGCGGAGAAACAGCGAGGUGAGACCGUGCGGAUUUUGUACAGAAAGAUGUCGGACACAAUUAAGAGAGUCGUGAGCACGAUGGUGCAGGAGUGUGUGACGAUACAGGGAAAACCGCCCUGUCCAUUCGCAAUAGUCGCCUUCGGAUCGCUGGCUCGUGAGGAGGCGACCCCGUACACGGACCUAAACCUAGCGGUGCUGCUGCCGGAAAGUUCGGAAGCUGACUCCGACCAUCUUAGCUACUUCGGCAAACUUGUCAUCCUCUUGGACCUUAAGAUGCUGAACUUAGGAGAAACCGUUUUGUCUAGCAUUGGGAUCAAGACCUUGAACGACGCCGGUUCUUCCAACCCUCUAGAUGACUGGUUCUUAGACACUGUGACGAAGCGCGGGUUCUGCCUGGGACGGUGGGAGUUGUCAGGGAGAGAGCCCGUCCCUAUCACCACGCCCACUCGCCUAGCGCAGUUCCAAAUCAAGGAGAGCCGCUGCCAGCCCAGCGAUUGGACGAAAAUUACGCUCAUCGAAGGCGAGCAGGCAUUGGUCGAUGCGUACGAGGGGAGUUUGAACUCUCACCUCAGUCGCUAUAGCAACUUCGGUAACAAGAUCCCCGUGCUGGCCAAUGACAAGGCGUGUGAGGAGAUCCUCGAACUCUCGCGACGUUUCGGCUCGCCCGUGAUCGACACCGACAACGAGACCAUGAUUCACGACGUGGCCAGGGAGCUGCAGUUCCUUCCCAGCCGCAUGGUGUGUGUUCUCGGGCUGUACUACGGCGUGACGUACAAGAACCCGUGGUCUAUCGUGGACGAGCUGGGCAGGCGCGGGGUGCUGAGGCCCAGUGACGUACACCAUCUCAAGGUGGCGGCCAGUAUAGGAGCGGAGGUGCGCCUGCGCACACAGUUCGCCGCGGGGGGUAAGAAUGAUGCGGUGAGGUCCCUGUCCCAGGUGUGCGGGAGAGAACUCAUCUUCAGGUUCUACUUCACCAUAUCUCCGUUACAGGACAUGCUGCAGAAGUUCGCCCAGGACAUGGUGAGCAGACGGAGGAGCGGGCCCCGGCAGCUGAAUCUGUCACGGACCGUGCUGAUCGACGACAGUCUGCGCGUGCGCGGAAACAUUCACCUGAAGCUGCUGGAAUAUGGGGCCGCAGAACAGUCGUUUUCAGACAUGAUCCACGAGAACGUGACAGACGCGGGCGCCAUGGUUGACUACGGCAGGACGCUGCUCGGCGUUGGGAACUACACCAGCGCUAUAUCCUUCUUUGACCGCGCGCUAAGCAUGAUGGAACUGAUGUACGGGGAAGGCCUGGUCACCCCCAUCGCCAUCAGGGCGUUGUAUUACUCCGCGGUGGCUGCCUCGGACCUUGGUGACUAUGCGGUGUGCAUGGCGUACCUGGACAAGGCCCUGAAGAUCGCAGGAACCCUGUACGGUAAGGACGCACCGCACGUCGACGUCGCCGUGAUCCGGCAGCGUCUCGGAGAAGCGCGGGGGAAGACGGGAGACCACUUCGCCGCCAUGUCACAGUUCCAGACCUCCUUAGAGAUACGCAAGUACCUGCACAGGAACGAAGGCAACCACCCGGCUAUCUCCAAACUUAUCAUCGCAUUGGGAGAGGCGUUAACGAACUGUCAGCAACACGAGAAGGCAGCGGCUUGCUACGAGGAAGCUCUGCGUAUGCGGCGAACCUUGCAUGGUGCACCGGAAAGUCAUCCUUCCGUCGCUGGUGCUCUCAACAACCUGGGGGCGUCGCUACAGUCAUCUGGAGAGAGUAUACGGGCGAUAGAAUGUCACGAGGAAUCUCUAAGAAUCUACAGACAGUUGUACGGGGAGAGGUGUGACCAUAGAGCGAUUGCAGACACGCUAACGCACCUAGGAGUCGCGCUGUUCGGGGACCAACAGUCGGUAAAGGCGGCCAGAACGCACGAGGACGCGCUGGAGAUGAAGAGGAGAAUAUUCGGGGAGGAGGCGCAACAGGAGAGCAUCGCGGAAACUCUCGGACAUCUCGCGAGAACUUACAAGGCGAUGGGUGACGAGAGCAAGGCGAGUGAUUACACGGAGCAGGAGUACAGCAUGACCCGGGCCGUGUACGGGAAGGCGCACGGCAGUAACACAUUCAUGACGGACGACAGGAGCAGCACUGUCUCUCCGGACGUAGAAUUUGACCGGUAAGGGGCGCUACAGUGUGGUACAACACUGAGAGGUACAACACUGAGACCUUAUAAAAAUGUUUUCCACUGGACUUGGCGGCGAUUUGUGCCCACUGAAUGCCUGCCGCAGUUUGGCACGUUUUUGUGAGAUACUUGAUCUUAAGAGACGACGAUGAGGAAUCGUCAUCCCUUUUUUAGCCUGUGAAUGAAAGACGAAAACAAAGAUGUGUGCGACAGUUGGCACUUCAGGCAAUCAUAUUGAUGGACAAUCAAGGCUCUUGAAAUAUGUAUGAAGAACAAAUUUGCGUAUAUGUGAUUCCAUCGUUUAUUGUAUUGAACAAAAUAACAGCAUACUCUAACAUUUUAUGUCUUGCAUGCUACAAAAUCAUAAGUGCAUCGUAAUACACGUACAUUCCGCGUGCUGCGAAAAGCUCACAAUUUUACUUUUUUGUCAGACACAUUUAUAUUUUUCUAAACUUCUGGAAUAAAUUUUGACACCCAAUUAGAAGAAAGAUAAUAAUUGUUUGUACGAAUGUCGUCACUGACGAUGAAUGCACUAUUGUCCUGAAUAAUGUGAAUUUACUUCUUCAUGUGCUAUGUAAUACAGAAUUAAUGUAGCGUAGAGACCGAUAAGACUUAGUGCGAACUUUUGGCACAAAGGCGAUUUGACUUUUAAGUGUGUAAUUUGCACUGCUUAUGAAUGCAUUUGCUGCUCAGCGAAUACGAUUAUUGAUAAUCAAACGACAUUGUGUACAGUUUGAAUUUACUAUAAAGAUUUUGACCAAAGCAAAAUCCUUAGUUUGGUCAAAUGGUAUUUCGGUGCAAUGAAUUUGCCAUACAGCAAUUGAAUAUGGUGCCACUCUGAUGCUAAGGCUGAACGAGAAGAAUAUCAACAUUAAAGUAUUUGAGAC
Messenger RNA from Branchiostoma floridae (Florida lancelet), 4618 nucleotides. RefSeq lists its product as uncharacterized. NCBI's taxonomy places the organism in Eukaryota, Metazoa, Chordata, Leptocardii, Amphioxiformes, Branchiostomatidae. The transcript has 9 exons. The record is from RefSeq and is a predicted model, not a curated record. Gene Ontology annotation, molecular function: [protein-PII] uridylyltransferase activity; protein binding. The coding region runs from base 304 to 3729 and encodes 1141 amino acids.